Messenger RNA from Geodia barretti, 1518 nucleotides. The record is from the annotation of a GenBank genome assembly. Lineage: Eukaryota; Metazoa; Porifera; Demospongiae; Tetractinellida; Geodiidae.
AUGGCUGCUGAUACCACUGUUGCCGAGAAUCUCCGCACCGCGCUCUACGAUACCCAUGUAGCCCUUGGCGCCCGCAUGGUGCCCUUCGGCGGAUGGGACAUGCCGGUGCAGUAUGAGGGGGUGAUCGCCGAGGUGGCGGCCGUGCGCAACGCGGCCGGCCUGUUCGACGUUUCACACAUGGGCCGACUGCACAUCGGCGGCCCCAAUGCGGCCGCGCUGCUGGACAUCCUGCUCACCGGCUCCGCAUCCGGCCUGCGCGUGGGCCGCGCCCGCUACUGCUUCAUCUGCAACGAGCGGGGCGGCGUCAUCGACGACACCAUCUUCUACCGCCUCUCCGAGGACGAAUUCCUGCUCAUUCCCAACGCCGGCAACCGGCCCGAAGUGGCCCUCUGGUUCGACCGGCAGCUCGCCCUCCAUUUCGACGGACGCGGCGUGCAUAUCACCGAUCGCACCAUGCUCACCAGCCUCAUCGCGGUCCAGGGACCCCGAGCCGUGGAGAUCGUCGACCAGCUGUGCGAGGACUUCACCCCCGGCGCUCGCCUGGCCCGCAACCCGGGCCGCAGUCCGGCGCCGUCCCUGCUGCGCCCCUUCACCUGGGGCCGCGGCCACAUCGACGGUCGCCGCGUUUUCAUCGGGCGCACCGGCUACACCGGAGAGGACGGAUUCGAACUCGCCCUCGGUUCCGCCGACGCCGUCGCCAUCUGGAACAAGCUCACCGCAGCCGGCGCGGUACCCGCUGGCCUGGGCGCGCGGGACGUUCUCCGGCUGGAGGCCGGCCUUCCUCUGCACGGCCACGAGCUGUCCGACACCAUCACCCCCAUCGAGGCCGGCCUCGGCCGGUUCGUCCGGCGCGACGGCGGCUACAACGGCGCCGACGUGUUGGACCACCAGCGAGUUUACGGAACCGCACGCCGCUUGGUCGGACUGACCCUGCCCGGGCGUAGCGCUCCCCGCGCCGGUUAUGACGUGUUGGCCGAUGGCCAGGUGGUCGGCACGGUCGCCAGCGGCAGCUAUUCGCCCACCCUGGAGCAGUGCAUCGCCAUGGCCUUUGUCGACGCCUCCCACGCUGCCCCGGACACGGUCCUCACUGCGGACAUUCGCGGGCGUCAGGCCCAGGUAUCAGACAAAGUGAAUCCCGAAGACCGCAAAUACUCCAGGGAGCAUGAAUGGGCCCUGGUUGAAGAUGCCACCGCCGGAACCGUCCUGGUCGGCAUCACCCACUACGCGCAGGACCAGUUGGGCGACGUCGUGUACGUGGAGUUGCCCGGGACCGGCGCCCCAGUUGGGCACAUGGACAAGAUGGGAGAGAUCGAAUCCGUCAAAGCCGUGUCCGACCUGUUUUCGCCCGUCAGCGGCGAGGUCACCGAAAUCAACGGGCGCUUGGCCCAGGAGCCUGAACUGGUCAACACCGACCCGUUCGGCGACGGUUGGAUGCUGCGGGUCCGGAUGAACGACCCGGCCGAGCUCGACGCGCUGCUCGAUGCGGCCAGUUACAACGAGUACCUGGGCGGUCUGUAA